UGGAGUCUUGAGCUAGAGCCCUCUUUCCACUGAUUCGUUUCUUGCCUCAGCAAACUGAAAAUGGCGGCUUUCUUCCGAAGGCUGGCAAGAGCCACUCCGAUUUCAUUGACCAAUGUUCUUGGUGGCCAUUCCAAAUCCAGUCAUAGUGAGUUUCGGGUUCCUUUUGGUGCAGUUGCGGCGAUCACCGGUGGAUUCUCCUACUUGUACUAUUAUUCCUCACCCAACCUGGUUCACUUGGAUGAAAUAAAAGAAGAGAAAAGUCAAAAUAUUGCUUUGGUUCCUGAUAAAUGGAUCGAAUUUAAGUUGCAAGACACUGCCAGGGUUAGUCACAAUUCCAAGUUAUUCAGGUUUACAUUUGAUCCCCAUAAGAAGCUGGGUUUGGAUGUUGCCUCUUGCAUUCUUACACGGGCUCCAUUGGGACCAGAUGCUGAAGGAAAACCAAAAUAUGUCAUUCGUCCGUAUACUCCUAUAUCAGAUCCAGAAUCUAAGGGAUACUUUGAUUUGUUGAUCAAGGUGUACCCUGAAGGAAAAAUGAGUCAGCAUUUUGCAAGCCUGAAACCAGGCGAUGUGGUUGAAGUGAAAGGGCCCAUUGAAAAGCUCCGAUAUACGCCCAACAUGAAGAAGCAUAUUGGCAUGAUUGCUGGAGGCACAGGAAUUACUCCAAUGCUUCAGGUAAUUGAAGCUAUAUUGAAGAAUCCUGACGACAAAACUCAGAUAUCAUUGCUGUAUGCUAAUAUCUCUCCAGAUGACAUCCUCCUCAAACAAAAGCUUGAUGUUUUAGCAGCUAGCCAUCCUAACUUAAAGGUAUUCUACACUGUAGAUCAUCCAACGAAGAAUUGGAGAGGUGGCGUAGGUUACAUAUCAGAGGACAUGGCUGAGAAAGGCUUACCUGCUCCUGGCGAUGAUACUCUUAUCCUUGUGUGUGGACCCCCAGGCAUGAUGCAACAUGUAUCUGGCGAAAAGGCUAAAGACUGGACACAAGGAGAGGUUUCUGGCAUACUCAAAGAGCUUGGAUACACUGAGCAAAUGGUUUACAAAUUUUGAGAAAUAUGAGAUUGUAGCAUCUGAUCUGAGCACCUGUGGGUACAGAAUUUGUAGAAUGAAGUGAUUUUCUUAACAAAAACAGCUGGCUGCGGAUGAAUUCAAACAUGGAAUAAGUCCUGAACUGCAUACCAUAGAUAGAGAAAUGAUGAUGAUGAUUGUUCUGAAGUGGCUUUUUUGAAUUCUGAAAAUUUUUGUAGUUGGCCAUUCGGUUGUUCAUGGCCUGAGCAUGUGGCUGUCAAUAAAAGAUAUUCCCUCCUGGGCUUAACUUACUCUCCCCACCCACUCUUGAAACAUCUGUUUUUCAAGAAAUUUUAGAUGCAGUUU
Molecule: messenger RNA, 1368 nt
Organism: Neltuma alba
Lineage: Eukaryota; Viridiplantae; Streptophyta; Magnoliopsida; Fabales; Fabaceae
Product: NADH-cytochrome b5 reductase-like protein
Exons: 13
Coding region: 61-1044 (327 amino acids)
Molecular function (GO): cytochrome-b5 reductase activity, acting on NAD(P)H
Source: RefSeq, a predicted model, not a curated record